UUAUAAACCUUUGCUUCUUCAUCUAUAUAGAUCAGAUACACCCAUAUAUCUCUCUCUUCUGAUACAAACAAAACCACCAAGCCCUAUUCACCCCACCCCCACUCCCACUCGAAAGAACAGAACAAAGAUCCUUUGACAGAAGAAUUCUGAAAAACGUAGGAGGGAAGAAGAUGAUGAUGGUGAAAAAACAACCUUCUUGUGUUCCAAACACAACCCCUUCAUCAUCAUCACUAGGUUUAAACAAAGAUUCCCAGACAAUAUACAAACUGAAGCCCAAGAUCCGGAUAAUUCACAUUUUCGCCCCAGAGAUCAUCAAGACCGACGUGGAGAACUUCCGGGAGCUGGUGCAAAGGCUCACCGGAAAGCCACCGGAGAAGCAAAGCAACAGCAAGAAGAGAGCGAGAGUUCCCAGGAAGCUUGCGGCCGAGUCGAGAGGCGUAAUUCCGGCGGCCAAGAAAAUGGAACUCCGAGCUGGGUUCCAACUCGCAGGCUUGAGAGAAAAGAUCAAAGGAGAAGACGAGAUUUGGAGCGGCGCCAACUCCGGCGGCGGUUUCUUGGGCGGUUUGCCGGAGUUCGACGGCUUCAUGGAAGAGCUUAACCAUAUUCCGUUCCCAAUACUCCCUUUGGAUGUUCCGGUCUACAAUCCGGCCGACAACAUUGCCACCUGAUUCCAAACCUGGGGUGUUCCCGGCCGAUCAGCUUAAUGAUGUGAAUUAAGAUCAUGACCGUUGAUUAAUUAUUAUCAUUCCGUAGUUAGUUGUUUUUUUCAGAAUGGUAUUUAGGAUUUAAUUUAAUUAAUUAAUUAAUUAAUAUUCUGU
Ipomoea nil (Japanese morning glory) is the source of this 818-nucleotide messenger RNA. Its product is annotated as VQ motif-containing protein 25. Gene Ontology annotation, cellular component: nucleus. The transcript has 2 exons. The record is from RefSeq and is a predicted model, not a curated record. Bases 171 to 668 code for a protein of 165 amino acids. Lineage: Eukaryota; Viridiplantae; Streptophyta; Magnoliopsida; Solanales; Convolvulaceae.